UUCAUUUAAUUGAGUUGAGAGCUUCCACUACCAACUGAUUUCCAUAAAAUAACAAUUUACAAUAUUUUUAAUCUAGCUAUUUGUCUGUUUAACUCGAAUUUAACUUGAAGAGAACAAAGAAAUAUAUUUCUACAUAUUUAAUAUUAUUUAAUAUUCCGUAUUAUGUAGGAAUUUAAUAUUUAAAGAUAUGAUAUACAUUAAAGAUAGAUAGACGCACCCCUAUCAAUACAGCUCCGCCGAGUACAUAUAUUAAAAAUAGUUAUAAUUAGGUAGUCGUGAAAUAAAGUGUAUUUGCUGUAAUUACAACGUAUCAAAUUAUUGUAAAAAAUUCGAUAGGUGUGUUGCAAUAAUUUACGUACUAUAAACUUAUUCUUUUAUGAAAUAAUGUCGAAUUUUGAAGUAUCUUCAAAGACAGUCUUUGUGUUGGAUGGAGGAUUCUCAACACAGUUGACCUGUCACGCCGGUCAUACUGCUGAUGGCGAUCCUCUUUGGAGUGCACGAUUUUUAAAGACACACCCUCAAGAUGUUAUUAACACACAUCUGGACUUCCUUCGUGCUGGCUCUGACAUCAUCGAAACAAAUACUUACCAAGCCUCCGUAGAUGGAUUUGUUAAGCAUCUGAACUUAACUGUCGAAGAGAGCUACGAACUGAUAAAAAGUGCUGUUGAAUUUGCAAGAACUGCACGCGACUUAUACUUGCAAGAAUGCCAAGAAUCAAACCUUUCAGGUCGGAAACCACUCAUAGCUGGUUCGGUAGGUCCUUAUGGUGCAUAUUUACAUGACACAUCAGAAUACACCGGUAAUUAUGCUGAUAAUACAACAAAGGAAACCAUAAAAAAUUGGCAUAGGACAAGAAUUCAAGCAUUAGUAGAGGCAGGUGUAGAUAUAUUGGCGUUCGAAACAAUACCAUGCCAAAAAGAAGCUGAAGCACUUGUAGAAAUAUUAAAAGAAUAUCCUAAUAUGAAAGCAUGGUUAUCAUUUAGCUGCAAAAAUGAGACUUCCUUAGCACAUGGAGAAAAUUUUCAAAAUGUUGCCAAAAAAUGUUGGAAAUCAAACCCAGACCAGUUAAUAGCCAUCGGAGUCAAUUGCUGCUCUCCGAAAAUAGUGACUGAACUCUUUAAAGAUAUAAACAAUGAUCAAGAAACUUCCAUACAAUUUAUCACAUACCCUAACUCAGGAGAAACUUAUGACCACAAACUUGGGUGGACUGAAUCGGACAAAUGUGAAAGCUUACAUAAUUUUGUUGCUGAAUGGCUUGACCUUGGAGUUAGAUACAUAGGUGGUUGUUGCAGAACAAAUGAUGUAGACAUUUCUAGAAUACGCAUUGAGACAGAUCUUUGGUUGAAAAAAAACAGUCUAUGAAUGUAUGACUUUUUCAUUUUGCAAUAAUCUUUCAUUUUAAUUAUUUUUUUUUGUUUUCUUUGGGUUUUAUUAAAACAAAUAGGUAGUUGUUAUAGAGUAAUGGAUUGUUAUUUACAUCAUCAUGUUAUUUACAUAUGACAUAUUAUAACCUAGUCUUAUGACUUAUUGCAUCAG
This is a messenger RNA of Bombyx mori (domestic silkworm), 1536 nucleotides long. RefSeq names its product homocysteine S-methyltransferase. Gene Ontology annotation, molecular function: zinc ion binding; S-adenosylmethionine-homocysteine S-methyltransferase activity. Gene Ontology annotation, biological process: S-methylmethionine cycle. NCBI's taxonomy places the organism in Eukaryota, Metazoa, Arthropoda, Insecta, Lepidoptera, Bombycidae. The record is from RefSeq and is marked provisional.